Striga hermonthica is the source of this 810-nucleotide messenger RNA. NCBI's taxonomy places the organism in Eukaryota, Viridiplantae, Streptophyta, Magnoliopsida, Lamiales, Orobanchaceae. The record is from the annotation of a GenBank genome assembly.
AUGAGUUUUGUCUUCCGAGGCACAAGAGGAGACAUAGAAACUGGAUUUCCAGGGCUUGUACCAGAACGGCGUGCAGUGCGUGUACAUCCUGCUCGAUCAGUCAGUACGAACUCCCUUGCUUUUCUUGUAACAGUACUUUUGCUGUUCAUGAUUUUAAACUCGCAUCAGAUGUCUCCUAAUUUCCUGCUCUGGUUAGUGCUUGGUGUGUUUUUUAUGGCAACAACUUUGAGGAUGUAUGCAACUUGCCAGCAACUUCAAGCUCAGGCUCAAGCACAUGCUAUUGCAGCCAGUGGCCUCCUUGGCCACACCGAACUGCGACUUCACAUGCCGCCAUCUAUUGCACUUGCAACCAGAGGAAGGUUACAAGGUCUAAGGCUCCAGCUUGCACUUCUUGACAGGGAAUUUGAUGACCUAGAUUACGAAACUUUACGUGCACUGGAUGCCGACAAUAUUCCUACUGCCUCCAUGACUGACGAAGAGAUCAACGCUCUUCCCGUUCACAAGUAUAAGUUGUCCGGCCCUCAAAGCGGCAGCUCAUCAGUGCAGCAGGCUUCUUCUUCAACAUCGGCUGAGCAAGACCUUGCAAAUGCACAAUCCGGAUUGAAAACAUCUGAUGAUGAACUGACUUGUAGUGUUUGCUUGGAGCAAGUUAAUGCUGGAGAACUCAUUCGUAGCCUCCCAUGCUUGCAUCAGUUUCAUGUGAAUUGCAUAGAUCCAUGGCUUCGGCAGCAAGGUACGUGCCCGGUUUGCAAAUUUAGAGCAGGAUCCCAAGUAGCUCGAGGACAAGAUGAUGCUUCAGAUAUGGUCUAA